This is a messenger RNA of Drosophila ananassae, 1600 nucleotides long. RefSeq lists its product as uncharacterized. NCBI's taxonomy places the organism in Eukaryota, Metazoa, Arthropoda, Insecta, Diptera, Drosophilidae. The record is from RefSeq and is a predicted model, not a curated record. Bases 318 to 1061 code for a protein of 247 amino acids. The transcript is spliced from 2 exons.
AAGUGAAACUUCUUUAGGCGCGUAAUGGAUUUUCGGGGACGGAGUAAAACCGAGUCAGGAUCGACACGAAAAUGCGAGUACCCCCACCACCGCUCACCGUUCACUGUCCCUCUCUCACCAUAUGCGCUUGUUGAGGUGGGGGAGCCGCUCACGAACGUUGUCUCUCUUCUCUUCUUUCCUCUCUCUCAGACACCAGCGAACUGCGCCACGCCAAGCAUUAGCUGCUUGGUUAGUAUACUGCGUCGAGAGUGUAAUACGAGUGAAAUACGUAAUUGAUUGUGGUUCAUACGGUUUGGUACAGAAUUUCAGUGUUAAAAAUGAGUAGUGACGAGAUAGACGUGAUGAACACAUCAGUGGCACAAGAGGAAAUAUCCCCUGAGAAUCACCAAAGAAGAGGAGAGUCUGAUUCACACAGUGAUGACAAUAACAUAAGGAAUGUCGUUAGAAUCAAAGCAAUGGCCAACAGGCGGUACAGACAGCGGAAAAAAGAAUUAAAGCCUCCCAAACCUCAAGCUAAAACGGCAGCAGAACGUUGUAAAGCAUACAGAGACCGUCAAAAACUUCGGCAAUCUGCGGUAGCUGAAGCUAUAACACCUGCUCCAGUUCCAUCAAAAAAACCGAAAAUCGUUCCAAAUUCUACGUGUACUGCGAAUUUAUUGAGUCCCAAUGAUGGUCCAGAAUACGUCCUACAUGCAGCACAAAUACAUAACCAACAUAACCAACAGAAUGUACACGAUGACCAUGAACUCCCGAAUAGAGAAUCACUGAGUGAUGUUGAUUCCGACAUGGAUAUUGGAGAGCAUUUCGAUGGGCCACCGAUAGAAUUUGAUAAUGACUUUGUGCCUCCCUAUAGUGGCUAUGUGAACCACAAAUUUGCACAUAAACAAUUUCAAAAAAUGUUUGUGGAAAAUCCUUUCGGCUAUGCUUGCAGCGUUUGCGAUCGGCUUUGGUUCGAAAAGGAUUUAAAAAAGGCGACAUCCGCUGAUGAAACGUUGCUUAAAAAAAUAACGGUAUGUUUAAAGCAUAAUGUGGAUGUUAUCAUAAUUUUCUUAAUGUCGUAACUCUUAUCAAUGUUUGAAAUUAAUAGUUAACAUAUUUUCCAGGCUCUUGCGAACAUUGCUGAUGCAAAACUAUGUACUACAUGCAAAAGGAGUAUGCAGAAUAAGAAAAUUCCAACGCUAGCGACCUUCAAUGGCUUCAAAUAUCCGGAAAGACCAGCCUAUUUGCCUCAACUCAACCUCAUUGCUGAAAGAUUAAUUUCGCCUAGACUACCAUUCAUGCAAAUACGGCGAAUAAGACACGUUAACGGUCAGUUCUGCAUAAGUGGCCAGAUCAUCAAUGUUCCUGUCUCGGUAGAUAAUAUGGUGAGCGUUUUGCCAAGACAUGUGGAUGACGAUUUUUGCAUCAACGUACACAUUAAAAAGAAAUUAAUCCAUAAGUCGAGUUAUUUGCAAGGGUUGGUGAAAAAAGGCGAAAUUAAAGCUUGGUUACGGUAUCUAGUUGAUCAACCAAUGUAUAAAUUUUAUAAAAUAUCCAUAAAUAACUCUUUUCUCGGGAAUAUUGAGCAAGAUAUUCAAAUAGACUACACGCCUGUACGAGA